Messenger RNA from Cololabis saira (Pacific saury), 3732 nucleotides. RefSeq names its product pro-neuregulin-1, membrane-bound isoform-like. The record is from RefSeq and is a predicted model, not a curated record. Gene Ontology annotation, molecular function: chemorepellent activity; protein tyrosine kinase activator activity. NCBI's taxonomy places the organism in Eukaryota, Metazoa, Chordata, Actinopteri, Beloniformes, Belonidae. The coding region runs from base 623 to 2194 and encodes 523 amino acids. The transcript has 10 exons. Gene Ontology annotation, biological process: cell differentiation; activation of transmembrane receptor protein tyrosine kinase activity; intracellular signal transduction.
UGAGACAGAAGAAAAAGGGGGGUCUUCUCUGCAGCAACCCCUCCCUCUUUCGUCCUCCCAUGCUCUUUCUUCCUCUUUCCCCUUACUCAUCUGUUUCUGCCGCUGCACCGAGAGCAAGGACACCUGCCGCUCCCUGAUGAUUCAGCUUUUUGCGGCUCCCAGCGUUUUUGAGGGCGUUUUUCGUCCCCCGGCCACUGCAGUGCGUGGUCGCCCCGUCCUUGACGUGGAUACAGUUGUUGCAGCAGCAGCCGGUCCGUCCCGUCAUCCACGCCUCCUCCUCCUCCUCUUCCUCUGCCAAAGUGUUCAGAUAAUUUGGCGUCGGUAUUCUCCUGGGGAUUUGGUUUCUCGGGAAAAGAAAAAUAAUUUGGCGUCUCCUGGGGAUUUGGUUUCUCGUGAAAAGAAAAGUAAUUUCCUUUGUGCACAGGCCGUCGUCGUCAAGCUCGGACUCUCUCAAGAGCUAAAUCUUACUUCCUUUUUGAAAUACCUGCUCUGAAAAAUCGCUGCAGCCUCGGCCUCGCGAUGGAAAAUGUGCUCGUGGACUUUGGUGGCAGGACGCCGCUGUGCGACGCUCGGGUCUGAUAGUUGAGGCAUUCGCUUCCUUCGUCCGUCCGGUGGAGAAAGGAUGACCGAGGGAAUGGAGGACGUCUCUGCAGGGCCGGCUCCCUCCCCCGUUCGCUCUCCUCUCGAUAACGGGCCGGUCCCAGAGGGGAAACCCGAGAAACCGGAGGAGAAACCGGAGGAGACGGGGGAGACGGGGGAGACGGGGGAGACGGAGGCAGCUGGCGAGAGCGGGGACGAGGGCGUUAAGGGAAUUGCAGAGGGAGUUGACGGCGACGAAGAGGACGAGCGCGCGGGGCCUUUGGGAAUCGUGGCCUUGCCCGGCGCCUGCUGCGUCUGCGUAGAGAUGGAACAGAUCAACCACUGCCUCCACUCCGAGAAAAUCUGCAUCCUGCCCAUCCUGGCCUGCCUGCUUAGCUUAGCGCUGUGCACGGCCGGCGUCAAGUGGGUGUUCGUGGACAAGAUCUUCGAGUACGAGCCGCCCACUCACCUAGACCCCAAACCCAUCGGCCAGGACCCCAUCAUCAUCUCGGUCGACCCCGCGCUGGGAAUCACCGUCUCGAUCCCUCACUCGGCUUCGUCCUCCACCUCCGUGUCGCUGACGACCACCAUCGCCAUCACCCCGGGACGGCCCGAGGUCGUCGUGGAGGAGGAAUCUCGUCCUCCGUCAUCUCCCCGACUGACGUAUCCGCCCGUGACCGUCAAGUACAAUCACCCGACCGUCGCCAAGCAGACGACCCGGCCGAAAACCACGCAGGAGAUAAACAGCAUCGUCCAAACCAUCUCGACGACCACCACGGCCAGGGCGACCAGGACGUCCAGCCACAUCACGCGCUGCAGCGACGGACAGAAAAACUACUGCGUUAACGGAGGAGAAUGUUUCACCCUGGAGAUCAUGCCGGGAAGUACAAAGUUCCUCUGCAGGUGCUUGACCGGAUUCACCGGGCAGCGAUGUGAACAAGCUGUACUUAACAAAGUCUCAAAACAAGCGGAGGAGCUGUAUCAAAAACGUAUUUUAACAAUAACAGGAAUCUGCAUUGCCCUCCUAGUCGUUGGAAUCAUGUGUGUGGUCGCCUACUGCAAAACAAAGAAGCAGAGGAAGAAACUCCAAGAGCGCCUGAGACGGAGUCAGAGGAACAAGAGAAAGACUAAAACCGGUAACGGUUCUAAUCCCGGUAACGGUUCUAAUCCCGGUAACGGUUCCAACCGACGAACCUCGACCGCAGGACGUCGGACUUCCAGUCUUCCUCUCCAAGAGCUGAAGCAAAACAAUCCAUGUAACGGGACGGCAAUGCAGCCUGAAACUGAAGAGACGGAAUCAACUUUCCCCUCGAGCAAAUACACGCCUGGAAUCGAACCCACAACCUUCACCCACGUCAGCCAAAGAUUUGAAUCUUCAACCAAAAGCCUGACUGGACUGUGUUCCGAGUCGGAGACGUUAGCCACGAGUCCGGGAUCUCCCACGACGCCGGGAUCUCCCACGACGCCGGGAUCUCCCGAGACGCCGGGAUUUUCUCCGUCCGAGACGUCGGCGCCGCCGACCAGUCUGGCGAUCUCCGUGGACGAGGACGACCGGCCGUUGCUGCCGACGAACCCGUUCCGGCCGCACAGUGCAGCAGUAGCGGCGGGAUGCUAACGAGCGAAACUGAGGACACGUCCUUCUUUACGGCAGAAAGAUUUACGGCGUUUUGGGCUUCGGACGGCGGCAGGAAUAACCCGGCGGCGCCAAACGACGACCUGCAAGUGAAACCGUCAAGUCUGACCAUCAAACAAGAUCCAAUUGCUGUAAAAAUGAAAAGAAAUAGCUUAAACACUGCAAAAACUCCAAAUCUUACCAGGAAUAUUUGUCUUAUUUCACAAAAUUUUGACUUUUUUCUCGACAUUUCGACACUGGCAGAUUUUUCUACUUAUUUCAAGUGAAAAUUUACUUGAAACAAGUGAAAAUUGUCAAAUAAGUUAUUUUUCGGGAAAUUACUCUUGUUUUAAGUGUAAUGAGAUUUUUUGACUAAAAAUGAGACAUUUUAACUAGAAAUAAGACAAAUAUUCCUGGUAAAAUUUUGAGUUAAAUUGCAGUGAAAUCCUUUAUGGCGAAGGGGGUAAAUUACAAGUCUUCACUAGAAAAAACGUUACUUUCUAUAAAUUAAUUGCUGUAUAAAGACUUUUAAAGAUAAAUUAAUAAAAUUAAACUUAUUUUAGUGACGUAGUGAAUAAAGAGUUUUAUAAAAGCGAUGUAGAAAUUUGUUCAUGUGUUUCAGGUAAAGUGCCAUACGCUAGUAUGUAGCAACACUGCAAAAACUCCAAAUCUUAACAAGAAUAUAUGUCUUAUUUCAAGUUAAAAAUGUCUAAUUUUUAGUCAAAAAAAUCUCAUUCCACUUAAAACAAGUCUCAUCACUGGAAAAAACAACAAUUUUCACCUGUUUCAAGUAGAUUUUCACUUAAAAUAAGUAGAAAAAUCUGCCGAUGGGACAAGAUUUUUUUCUCCAGAUUUUGACUUUUUUCUCAAAAAGAUUUUUUUGCUUGUAAUGAGAAGAUAAAUCUUGUUCCACUGGCAGAUUUUUCUACUUAUUUCAAGUCAAAAUUUACUUGAAACAGGUGAAAAUUGUCAAAUAACAAAUUACUUUUCUGGUAAUUACUCUUGUUUUAAGUUUAAUGAUAUUUUUUGACUAAAAAUGAGACAUUUUAACUAAAAAUAAGACAAAUAUUCCUGGUAAGAUUUUGAGUUUUUGCAGUGCAGAGAAUAUUUGAGAGCAGAAAAAUUUCAAUGGUGCCUUUUUUUUAGUAAACGCUUCUGAAAUAAUACGGCAAACUGGGCUAAAUAUCAGCGUCCCAACGUUUUGUAAAUUUGAUGUGCAUGUUGUGAAAGAAUAAUGAGCAUGUUGCCGUUUCACACUGAAAAAACUCAAAAUCUUACCAGGAAUAUUUGUCUUAUUUCUAGUUAAAAUGUCUCAUUUUUAGUCAAAAAAUCCCAUUACACUUAAAACAAGACUCAUUACUGGAAAAAACAACAAUUUUCACAUGUUUCAAGUAGAUUUUCAAUUAGAAUAAGUAGAAAAAUCUGCCAGUGGAACAAGAUUUUGUUGCACUGCAAAAACUCAAAAUUUUACCAGGAAUAUUUGUCUUAUUUCUAGUUAAAAUGUCUCAUUUUUAGUUAAAAAAAAUCUCAUUACACUUAAA